This is a messenger RNA of Ceratotherium simum simum (southern white rhinoceros), 1661 nucleotides long. RefSeq names its product leucine rich repeat containing 75A (gene LRRC75A). The record is from RefSeq and is a predicted model, not a curated record. NCBI's taxonomy places the organism in Eukaryota, Metazoa, Chordata, Mammalia, Perissodactyla, Rhinocerotidae.
AUGCUCCAAACUUCCCCCAUCCGGCCGGGCGCACGGGCCUCACCCUCGCGCGCGAUCGUGGAAGCAUCUGGGGAACGUGGUGGGGACCGACAGCGAGGGCCCCUGGGGCCUGCCUGUCAGCCCCUGUCGCCACCGUGCCACGGCCCCGAGAGGCGCAGCGCGGCGGCCGGCAGGGGGCGCGGCGCCCGCCGCGAACGGCCCGACUUCUGGGCGUCGCUGCUGCUGCGCGCCGGGGACAAGGCGGGGCGCGCGGGCGCCGGCGCGGGGCUGCCCCCCUACCACCGGCGCGUCGGCAUGGUCCAGGAGCUGCUGCGGAUGGUGCGCCAGGGCCGGCGGGAGGAGGCGGGGACGCUGCUGCAGCACCUGCGCCAGGACCUAGGCAUGGAGUCAACCUCGCUGGAUGACGUUCUGUACCGCUACGCCAGCUUCAGGAACCUGGUGGACCCCAUCACACACGACCUCAUCAUCAGCCUGGCCCGCUACAUCCAUUGCCCCAAGCCGGAAGGCGAUGCGCUGGGCGCCAUGGAGAAGCUGUGCCGGCAGCUGACGUACCACCUCAGUCCCCACUCCCAGUGGAGGCGGCACCGGGGGCUGGUCAAGAGGAAGCCGCAGGCCUGCCUCAAGGCUGUCCUGGCCGGGAGCCCUCCAGACAACACAGUGGACCUGUCAGGCAUCCCGCUGACCUCCCGAGACCUGGAGCGGGUGACCAGCUACCUGCAGCGCUGCGGGGAGCAGGUGGAUAGCGUGGAGCUGGGCUUCACAGGCCUCACAGAUGACAUGGUCCUGCAGCUGCUGCCAGCACUCAGCACACUACCCCGCCUCACCACACUAGCGCUCAAUGGCAACCGGUUGACCCGGGCCCUGCUGCGCGACCUCACCGACACCCUUAAGGACCCCAGCAAGUUUCCCAGUGUCACGUGGAUCGACCUGGGCAACAAUGUAGACAUCUUCUCAUUGCCCCAGCCCUUCCUGCUCAGCCUGCGCAAGCGCUCCCCAAAGCAGGGCCACCUACCCACCAUCCUGGAGCUGGGCGAGGGCCCAGGCGGUGGGGAAGAGGCCCGGGAUGGGACACUGGGCCAAGAGGACCCUGGAGGGGGCCCUCUGGCCCCUGCCAAAGACCACGAGGGCAAGGAGACUGUAGGUGCAGCCCAAACGUGAUACACAAGUGGGGGACCUCACCAGGGAGCCCCUGUGGAGUAGGAUGGCUGAGGCAGGCUAGGGGCUCCUACCAGGGGACUCAGGCUACCACCCAGAAUUGGCCUGGGCAGCCCCACCCUUGGGAAGCCAGCAUGUAGGAUCUGGGAAAGGGGGAUUGUGUAAUACUUCUCUUUGGUCCUCUGCAUUUCCUUGUCAAUCCCAUUAUCUGCCUUUUGGCUCCUAAAGAGUCAUCACUGGCUCAAAGGGCAUCAGCCCCUAGCCACCCCCAGACUUGUGGGCACAGUGUACAGUUUGGAGAUGCUGGAAGCUUCAGUUAAUGUGAAUCCUAAGAGCCUUCCCCCAGAAAAGGAGUGUGGUUCAGGUCCUACAUCCACCCCAGGAUUUCCCAAUUCUCCAUUACACUUGUUCUAUUCAGAGCAGCAAACUCCAGCCAGAUGCUAAAUGUGCUCCUGCUUGAGGCAAGUUUUCCAACCUUUACCCUAACUUCUGGCUGAAGGCUGGUG